GUCGGCGUGCCCCGAGGUGGGUACGUGCCCCGGGGGCGCCGUGCCCGACGAGUGCGGCUGCUGCACCAUCUGCGCCCGUGGCCUCGGUCAGCGCUGCGAGAACGAGACGGCGACGGCGAGCGGCGGUCGCUACGGCGCCUGCGGGGACCACCUCGUCUGCCGCGCCCGCACCGACGUCGGGGACUCGGUCGAGGGCUGUCUGCGAGUGCGACAGCGAGGGCGAGGUCUGCGGCUCCGACGACGUGACCUACGAGACCCUCUGCCACCUGCUGGAGAAGACGGCAGACAACCCCGAGCUCUUCGUGGCGGUGAGGGACCGUGCAAGGCAGCGCCCGUGAUCGUGUCAGCGCCCGAAGACGCCGAGCGACCCGAGGGCAGCAUCCUGGUUCUGGACUGCGAGGUCAAAGGUUACCCUGUGCCCGACGUCACGUGGGAGCUCAACCUUGAGGAUGGAUCGUCCUUCAAGCUGCCAGGUGACAUGUCUUCCCUAGCCGUCCAGGUCCGCGGUGGCCCCGAGAAGUUCAUGGCCACGGGAUGGGUCCAGAUCAUGCGUAUUAAGAAGGACACCGUUGGGACCUACUCCUGCGUGGCCACCAACUCCGAGGGCGAGGCUAGGGCUGCGGCCAAGGUGCAGAUCCGCCGAGCAGCGAACGAAAAAGAAGAAUCUCUGAACAUGGUAUAAGACCCCCACCCCCACCCCACCACCCCCGACGGAGCUCCUUCUUCAAGCGAGAUUCCAAAAAAAACACUGCCAUUUUUUUUAUCCUUUUUUUAUUAUUUUCAUCCCUUUACUCAGCACCUUUUUUGUUCUAUUUAAAGAUAAUUUGUAUUUUAAGGAUAAGGAAAUAUGUCUACUUUAGCUCUUAAGAUUUAUUAGUUUUUAAGGUUUUUGUCUCCCUUAUGACAUGGUGAUGUUCUCUUGUUUUUUUUAUCUUUAAUAUUCAUAAUUAUCUGCAUAGAAUGGCUUACCUUUUUCGCUUUCCAAAACUGCAUGUAUCCCCUAACAUAUAUUAUGUAUUUUGAAAACCUAAAAAGAAUUGAGCACAUUUUUUUGCAGAAUUUAAUGGAAUACACUUUUCUGUGGACGAGUGUCACUUUUGAGUCACUAGACUAGAUGAAACAAGGAUAAUUAUUUACACUGGUAUUUUUUUAAUCUUUGAUAAGGAAAUGAGCUUAUUGAUGUUGUGUUGUGUACAAUAAACAAGUGUAAAAAAUUC
This is a messenger RNA of Penaeus vannamei (Pacific white shrimp), 1217 nucleotides long. The record is from RefSeq and is a predicted model, not a curated record. Lineage: Eukaryota; Metazoa; Arthropoda; Malacostraca; Decapoda; Penaeidae.